AUGCACUUUGCACUUCGUCCACGCAGAUGCCUGGUGCUGUGUCUCGGUCUGUCAGUGUUCACUUUGCUGCUGCAGAGCUUCUUGGUUCCCCUGGAGAUGACCAGGGAUGAACCUGCAGGGAAAUCACCUGAGGAGCAGGGUCCACGUGGCCUAGGCUUACGUAGGAUGGCUGUCCGGUUACAGGCUUUGAGUUCUCAGGUGCAGAGACUGAGCAGAGAGAGUGAUGCCGCUCAUCUCACCAGAGAUGAUUUCAAUCUACUCCUACAGAGCCUCAGACAGAACCAACAAGACUUGUCCCAUUUGGUGGAGCGGGAGCUGAAGAGAGUGUCUCAGAGACUUGACCAGCUAAGUCAACAUCAUCACCACCGCCAUCAGUUUGACACACCACCACCACACAGCGACACCAGACACACAGGGCCCAAUGAGAAGUGUGAGGUUCCGAUGGUUCCUGCAUAUCUACUGUGCGCUGCGAAAGUAGAGUUUCUGCAGGCACGAUGGCAGUCAGACCCUUGCUAUGCCUUUUAUGGGGUGGAUGGCACCACUUGCUCUAUAUUGAAUUAUCUCAGCCAAAUAGAAGACUUUUGUCCCCCCCGUCCCGGAAGGAACCAGUCUGCGCUGCCGUGGCACCAGAAACGUCACUCAUACACUGGGAAGGCUGAGAUACGUACAACUCUAAGUCCACUAUAUGACAUCAUGAGCAACAGCGCCAGCCCUGCAAUAAAAUUCAUGAGGUCCAGAGUAGAGAGGAUGUCUGAACAGUGGAUACAGGCUGCACUGAGGAUGAGACCGAAUAACAAGAUGGCAGGAUCGCCUCCGAUGAGGGUGCUGCUCUAUCCCGGUGCCCUGACUGGCAGUGUUGGCCAACAUUUCGAAGCCAUGGUGGAGAGAGGAGGUCCUCUCGGAGAGCUGGUCCAGUGGGCAGACCUGGGUGCCUGUCUGACCAUCUUGGGUCACAACCUGACCCUCAGCACCUCACAGCACCACCUCCACAGCCUGAUAGGAGCCGCUCCAGGCCGAGGGAGCUGCCCAAUACAGAAACCCCUGACAUUUGACCUCAUCUAUACUGACUACCAUGGCCUCGCUCACCUUCAAGGAAGCAUGGGUCUAGCUUUUCUGCAUUACCAGUGCCGCUUCAGAAUCGUGGACUCAUUUGGGACGGAACCAGCCUUUAAUUUAGGGGAUUAUGCCAGCAGUCAUGGAUAUAAAACCCUGUGGGGCAGCUGGGGCCUCCAACCUCUGCAGUACAUGACAAUGUUCCCUCAUACCCCUGAUAACUCCUUCCUGGGCUUUGUCACUGAAGACACAAUGAAGGACAAGGAGCUGGAGCCAGACACAUACACAAAAGAUCGGAUAGCAGUAGUCUACGGCAAACAGGACUACAUGUGGCAGGGUAAAUCUGAAUAUGUGGAGGUAGUCAGUGAGGAACUGGAGACACAUGCUACAGUCUACCAUCCUCCUGGGCAAACCUCUAACUUACCCAGCUUUGUCAUCAACCACGGUCUUCUGUCUCAGACGCACUUCCUACGACUUCUCCAGAAAUCUAAGGUCUUUGUCGGUCUUGGUUUCCCCUAUGAGGGUCCAGCUCCCAUUGAGGCGGUCGCUCUGGGUUGUAUCUUCCUCCAACCACGAUUUGACCCCCCACACACCGCGGACAACAAUUACUUCUACAAAGGAAAGCCCACGACAAGAAAGAUCUCUUCACAGCACCCAUAUGCCGAAGAAUUCAUUGGUAAACCUUACGUUUGGACUGUGGACAUGACCAACAGGACUGAUAUACGAGAGACAGUCAGGACAAUUUUACACACAAAGGUGAAGCCUUUCAUCCCACGAGAGUUCACCUGUGAGGGCAUGCUGGAGAGGGUUCAGAGUUAUGUUACUCACCAGAACUUCUGCAGUAAAUCUCUCCCCUCUUGGCCACCUGAAACUGCUUUAAGGGUGCACCUGGGUCCACUGGGUCAGUCGUGUGUGCGUGUGUGCCGGCGCUCCUCCCUCGUGUGUGAGCCUGCUCUGUUUCAUCAGCUCAACAGUCUGGCUGCAUUCAUCAGACUUGGGCUAAGUUGCUCCAACAUGUGGCAGGAAGUCAACCACCUGUUCCCAGCAUACAGUCCUUGGGGUCGCAAUUGCAGCCUUCAACAAGAGCCACUGCUGUUUAGCUGUGCCGGUGCCGACCCUUCCCUCCGCAGGUUGUGUCCCUGCAGAACUCACCUACCUGGACAGGUGGCGCUAUGCCCAGACUGACU
Thalassophryne amazonica is the source of this 2240-nucleotide messenger RNA. Its product is annotated as alpha-1,6-mannosylglycoprotein 6-beta-N-acetylglucosaminyltransferase B-like. Gene Ontology annotation, biological process: protein N-linked glycosylation. NCBI's taxonomy places the organism in Eukaryota, Metazoa, Chordata, Actinopteri, Batrachoidiformes, Batrachoididae. Gene Ontology annotation, cellular component: Golgi apparatus. The transcript is spliced from 17 exons. The coding region runs from base 1 to 2238 and encodes 745 amino acids. The record is from RefSeq and is a predicted model, not a curated record. Gene Ontology annotation, molecular function: alpha-1,6-mannosylglycoprotein 6-beta-N-acetylglucosaminyltransferase activity.